Molecule: messenger RNA, 1728 nt
Organism: Corticium candelabrum
Lineage: Eukaryota; Metazoa; Porifera; Homoscleromorpha; Homosclerophorida; Plakinidae
Exons: 13
Coding region: 31-1563 (510 amino acids)
Source: RefSeq, a predicted model, not a curated record
GGCCGUGCUUGUCGCCUGUACUUACUCGUCAUGUCGCGUGUUGUCUUUUCUCUGCUCCUCUGUUUGUUCAUAUGCAGUCUCGGUCACAUCGGGAGAGCAGCAAGUGUGGCAAAGAAGCGAGAAGUUGAAAACAGCUUGGAAAAGCGACAUAUUGCGGACUUUAUCGACACGUUGCAUCGUUGUGACAAUAUCCAGUGUGAAGAUGACUUUGGCUGCAUAGUGCAAGAUGAUCAAAUAUUCUGUUGCCCAAUGGUAGGAGCAGAACCACUUUUUGAAGUCGACUUGUGCUCUCCUCAAACAGCACCACCAACAGAAGAGGGAAGAGCAGUUCACAGCAAUGGGUGUACAACUACAGUUCCUGCCAGUGAAGAGUGUAAUGAAGAAUGUGGAAGCAACCAAUAUUGUCGCAUCAAAGGAGGAGAAAAUCGAUGUUGUUGGAUGGAAAUGAUGUCAACUCGCACACAAGGAAUUCAAGUCAACCGAUGCUCACAGACCUGCGAUAUUCCACCAAACCAAAACAAAGUGGCAGAGCCCAAACAAGAACCAACGACAGAACAACCUGAAACUCCAGAAAAUGUUGAGCCAGGGACUGAAUCUCUUCAGUCUGAGAUCACAGAUAUGCUCAACGAAGAGCCUCCAAAUGUAGAUGAAGAUUCGUCCAGCUCUCAAUGCCCUGUCAAUCUUCCACCUAGUCAACAGUGCAAUGCACACUGUGGUGGGGAUCAAUACUGCAGAGUGACACAGUUUGGACCUCAGUGCUGUAGGAUGACAAGAAUCGCGUUUCGUGUACAAAGCAUUACUUCUGCACGCUGCUCUGAAACUUGUGACAAAAUUCCAGAUGUGCAACCAGCAGCACCAGCAGCAAAUGAAGAGCCGACAAUGACGGAGGGAAUGGAGACUGAAGCUGCUACGCCACAGAGCUUUACGUCUGAGCCUUAUGAGAAUACAGAAACGCCUGAGCUGUUUGAGAACACAGAGACGCCUGAGCCAUUUGAGAACACAGAGAUGCCUGAGCUGUUUGAAAACACAGAGACGCCUGAGCCAUUUGAGAACACAGAGACGCCUGAGCCAUUUGAGAACACAGAAAUACCUGCUGAUAAUCAACAAAAUGCUGUUCCGUCUAGCAUUGAGUGUCCUGUUUCUCUGCCUUUGGCUCAGAGGUGCAAUGCUCACUGUGGUGGUGAUCAAUACUGUAGAGUCACACAACUAGGAGCACAAUGUUGCAGAAUGUCAAGAAUCUCAACGAGAGUACAAAGCAUUACGUCUACUCGCUGCUCUGAAAGUUGUGAUAACAUACCGGCAAUACAACCAGCACAACCGGCAGCACCCAACUUUCCAGCAACAGAAGAACCAACAGAAAUUUUUACCACCGAAUUUGAACCAACCGAAAUUAUAGAAGAAAACUGUGAAGACCUAUUGCAGCCUCUUUCAUGCCAGUACAUGGUGGCCAUGACUACUACAAGAGGCCGCAAGAACAAUCGUCGUUCAGCGUGUUCCUCAAAGCACUUCCUACGCACGUUGUGCAGGAAGACGUGCGGAUGUCCACCCUUGGACAUGCAGUAAGAGCAAACAAACACAUGCAGUUUGAUGCUCGUAGAUUAUACGUAUAGAAACUCAAUGAUUUUUUGAAUGAAGUCUACAGCUCUAUGUUUGUUCAGUGACUCUCUUGUCUGUACGUAUGGAUGUCUGUGAUUGCUCAAAUGAAUUAGAUUUGUAGCGAUUGCUUCA